Messenger RNA from Pomacea canaliculata, 1398 nucleotides. Its product is annotated as serine/threonine-protein phosphatase 6 regulatory ankyrin repeat subunit B-like. Bases 472 to 1074 code for a protein of 200 amino acids. The record is from RefSeq and is a predicted model, not a curated record. Gene Ontology annotation, molecular function: protein binding. The transcript is spliced from 5 exons. Lineage: Eukaryota; Metazoa; Mollusca; Gastropoda; Architaenioglossa; Ampullariidae.
AGCUGGUAGCAACUUUCGCUCUGCUUGACAAGACAUCAGGAAGUGGAUUCGAGUGUUUGGGGGCCUGGCGAAACAGGAAGUUAUCUAAGUUUCUAUAUAGAUAGAGCCAUAUUUAGGCGGCAAGUGUCUUUGUGGGAAACCCUUUUUCCCUUUGCGAAGAAACUGUCCUGACGACAAGAGUUUUGAUUGAAAGCAGAUCGCUCGUGUCCGACCGAAGCCUUCUCACAUUUCCCGACUUCAGGAUCGUCGUGUCGUUAGAAGUUAUAUUUAAACCUUCUUUCCGGCUGUUUACAGUCACACGCAUGGAUUGAAAGAGGUUGGCAAUGGGGCAUUGAGGCAGACGACAUGCCGGAGUCAAAUAUGAAUGAAGAAAAAAGCGACACUUGAGAGGCAGUGGACACCAUGCUUCCAUACACUUUGGACUCAAACAAGAAGUGAACGAAGUGUGCAUACAUUCUAUCUCUUGCUAGAAUGAAUCAGCAGGAAGGAGGUUUACCAUGCCUUUCAGAGGUCAUGCAUCAGGCCCUAAAUGCUAAAAAUGAACGUGUAUUGCUCGAGGUCAUAGAGAAGUACUCAUUUGAGGAUAUUCAAAAGUGCUUCGAACAGGAGCCCACACUCUUCCACCGGAUCUGUGCACAAGGCUUUCAUACACUUGCAACAUUCUUCCUGGAAGCAGCUCACAUCGACCCCACCAUAAAACAUGAAGGAAGAACUGCUCUGCAAUGGGCAUGCUUGAAUGGCCAUCAGGAUAUUGUGCAAUUGCUGCUUCCUACUUCCAUCAUGGAACAAAGGGUGUGGCAGGAUAACUCCGAGUUUUACUCUGCCUCCCUUGCAGGGAAUAUAGAGAUAAUAAGAUGUCUUUUCCAACAGCAUUCCUAUCUUCUGAAAGACGAUGAAGUGAGGACAUCACUGCUGUAUGCUGCCUGCAUUGGAGGCAACAUUGAUGUUGUUAAGUUCUGGCUUAUCCCAGGAAUGGAUGUCAACAAACCUGUAGAACUGGUGUCUGCUCUUCGAAACUGUGAGCUAAUGGUGCCUCUGUAUGCUGCGUGUGAAGGUAUGAUCUUUUUAUCAUGAGCAGUUUCUUAAGAGACAUAUAUUUAAAUAAUGCUGCACUUUAGGAAAUGCAACCCGUUGUUCUUGAGACUGUUGUUGAAUGACACUAUUACUCUUUUCAUUUUUUAAAAAUAUUUUUUAUAUUUCCAUGUAAACAGCUACAAAUUACAUGUCGAUGCACUUUUGAUAGCAUUAAGGACCUUUCUGAUCUCCAAUAUGCUUAAAUAGAAGAUUCAUUAUUUUUAUCUUUAGACAAAAGUAUAUUUUGAUUGAUCUCUUUAUUGUUUACUAUGAUAUUAGCUGUGAUUUGCAGGACAGCACAAGGAUGCUGCACUACUGUUAAUG